AUGGAUAAAGGUGUGCCUCCUACCUUAUUUGUUAAUGAUGGCUCAUUUAUGGAGAAGUUUAAACAGCUUCAUCAAGACAAGGAAAAGGGUGCUGUAGUUGAGGACCGUGGACCAAAAACAAAUUUACCUAGGGACUCAACUCCAAAUACCGGUAGUAUUAAAAUUGGAUCGGAAACUAAGCAUAAUAAUCAGAGGAAAACUACUUCAGCUGCUUCAGGUGGCAAGCUUGCGUUUAGCUUGAAACAAAAAUCAAAACUUGUGGUUCCUUCUGUAAAGUUAAGUGAAGAUGAUGAUGAAGAUGAUGCUGGGACAGAUAAUGGAUCAGAUGGAGUUUAUGCAAAACGGCAGAAAUUGGGUCAAUCAGAAGCUUCUGUUGUGUCAUCCAGAAAAUUUGAUGUUGCACCUCCUUCCCCAAGUGAUCCUGCAGUGAAGAAAGCUGCAGACAGGCUAGCAAGUUUUGUGGCUAAGAAAGGAAGGCAAAUUGAGGAUAUCACUCGUCAGAAAAAUCCCGGAAAUACUCCUUUUAGAUUUCUCUUUGAUGAAGCCUGUACUGAAUUCAAGUACUAUGAGUAUCGUAUUCAGGAAGAGGAGAAAGCACUAGCUCUGAGCAAGGAAUUACAGACUACACAUAGUGGUGAUAAGACUGCUUCAGCAAGCAUUGUUCCUCGAAUGGAAAGUAAUCCGCAGUUAAAUUAUCAUACACCUGCUUCUGCUUUGUAUGACGUAAAUGAAGCCAGUUCAUUUGAGGCUACAUCUGCAAGAAGCGGGGAAUCAAGCUCAUCAUUUUCUGGAUCAGAUCCUAUAGCUAUGAUGGAGUAUUACAUGAAGAAAGCAGCAGCUGAAGAGAAGAAAAGACCACCUAAACAAUCACGAGAUGAGAUGCCUCCUCCAGCUUCCCUUCAAGUUCAAGCUGCUGGAAAGAGAGGGCAUCACAUGGGAGACUACAUACCACCAGAAGAGCUAGAGGGAUUUUUGGCUAAAUGUAAUGAUGCAGCUGCACAAAAAGCAGCCAAGGAGGCUGCUGACAAGGCAAAAAUUCAAGCAGAUAAUGUUGGGCAUAAGCUUUUGUCAAAAAUGGGAUGGAAAGAAGGUGAGGGCCUGGGCAGUUCAAGGAAAGGCAUUGCUGAUCCUAUUUCAGCAGGUAAUGUAAAGAAAGACCAUCUAGGUGUUGGUGCCCAGCAACCUGGUGAGGUGACUCCUGAAGAUGAUAUAUACGAGCAGUACAAGAAGCGCAUGAUGCUGGGAUAUCGUCACAGACCAAAUCCCCUGAAUAACCCGCGCAAAGCAUAUUACUGAGGAAUCAUAGCGACCACAGCUGUUACAGGAGAAUUACUUCUAUUUGUGUUGAAUUAAAAUUUUUAGCUAUUGACAAAAAGCUGUAAAAUACAGAGAGAACAUGAUAAAUUUGCUGCAGUGCUUGUCAUGUAUACAUUAUACUAGGGUAUAGUAUCGGGAGAAGUCUGCUCUAAUUCCAUUGUGUUUCCUUUUAGGAAAAAAAAAUGUAUUUUUAUCCUUUGUUCUCUUUUAAAAUUUCUUUUAUUCUAAUAUAUUUGGAAGUGUUUGAAUC
Molecule: messenger RNA, 1567 nt
Organism: Chenopodium quinoa (quinoa)
Lineage: Eukaryota; Viridiplantae; Streptophyta; Magnoliopsida; Caryophyllales; Amaranthaceae
Product: SURP and G-patch domain-containing protein 1-like protein
Exons: 8
Coding region: 1-1296 (431 amino acids)
Biological process (GO): RNA processing
Cellular component (GO): nucleoplasm
Molecular function (GO): RNA binding
Source: RefSeq, a predicted model, not a curated record